GAGAAGAAGAAGCAGCAGCAGCAAACUGUCAAAUCGUGAGGAAGAAACUGCAAAAAUGGCGGCGUGCAUGAGAGGCAUCAUGUAUUUAGUUUCUAUUGAACGAAAUGCUCUUUUACUAACGAGAGGAAGUUGUGUUAUUGUUGAAUCAAGGCGGUAUGUUCGUGGACUGAGGAGGAAGCCCGUCAGAGUGUUGUUUCCCGAUGCGGAUACACAACUCAAGACUACGCCAAAGCCCCAACCAGCAGAGGAAAAUGUCAUGAGACAGAGGAAGGUGGAAACACUCAAGUCUACAUCAGAACGAGUUGAAGACGGUGUCCUUGUCAAAGCGAGGAUUAACGAGCGGUCAGCUGCCAAACAAUCUGCUGUUCUAAAGGAUUACGUUGAUGGAUUGCAUUUUGAGAGGGCUUCUCCUGGAGAUAAAAGGCUGGCGAGGUUGGUGAGUGUUGCUCGUUCCAGGACGUUUCGGGAACACCAGGGUAAGAUCCUCCUGGAGGGAAGGCGUUUGAUUUGCGAUGCCAUGGCUGCUGGUGCCACCCCACAGAUGGUGUUCUUCAGUACAGUGGAACGCCUCAGAGAGCUGCCUUUGGACAAGCUGAAAAGGGCCACGCUGGUUAAAGUCAAGUUUGAGGAUAUCAAGAUCUGGUCUGACCUUGUGGCGCCACAAGGGGUCCUGGCUAUAUUUGCUCGUCCAGACCCGUCACGGUUGAACUUCACAAACAAAGGUCAUUCUUUGCCGUUGUCUCUCAUUUGUGAUAACAUUCGAGACCCUGGCAACCUCGGGACUAUCUUGCGAUGUGCUGCUGCGGUUGGGUGUCACAACGUUCUGCUCAGCAAGGGUUGUGUUGAUGUCUGGGAACCAAAGGUUUUGCGUGGAGGAAUGGGUGCCCACUUUCGGCUUCCCAUCCUUCACAACCUGGAAUGGGAUGCUAUUGAGAACCAUCUCUCAAAGUCUGUGACCAUCCACGUGGCUGACAGGAGUCGAGAAGCAGAGGAUUCAAAUGCUACAGCACUGCAAAAUUCGUCCAAAGCAGUAGAUUAUGGUUGGACCAGCACAAGGUCUGAGCGCACUAACAUGCACUUAGUGGAUUAUGACACAGACUCGGACUCUGACGAUGAGGGACAAUCUGUUCCCAGAGUGGGCUCCAAGGCAUACUACGAGAGCUGGGCUCAGGCUCCUACAGCUAUUGUGAUUGGUGGAGAGACGCACGGUCUGAGUGUAGAAGCCGUCCGGUUGGCUGAGAAAACAGCCGGACACAUGCUCUACAUCCCUGUCGUUCCUGGAGUGGACAGCUUGAAUUCAGCCAUGGCGGCAAGCAUCCUUCUUUUUGAGGGCAGAAAGCAACUGUUAAAAAUAUCACAGACAUCACAGAAAAAAAUCAAAAUCUAAAGCUGAAAAUAAAGGUUUUCAUUUAUUGUCCUCUAAAUUAGACUAAAGGUGUACAUUAGUCCUGAUUAGACUGGAAUAACGUAUUAGUACAAUUAAAGAAAAAAACUGAGUAAAGUGCGGUAACCUCUCAACUUUGCUUUCUUGUGAGUACUUUAAUAUUUUAAACAGAGCUCUAUCCAAAGACGCAGCUCCAAUCCAGUUAAGCAAAUUGUUUGUUACUAAAAUGUCUCCAGAACACUUAUCAAGACUGUCAUAAGUUAGAAUAAAGGAAGAGAGUAUUGGUCACAAGCCUUACUCUGCUUCUCGUUAUUAAGCACUUAGGUGCAACUGCAAAGCUUAAAAUUGGAAUGGUCAUUUUAGCUGUAAGAGCUUUCCAUUACAUACAUACGUUACAGCUGUGCUGUGUUGAGUGACGUGAAAAUGCUAUUCUCUGCAUUGACAAAAAUGUAACAAUGCGCUGAAAUAUUAUAGGCUGCAUGUCUAUAAAUCUACCAUUUGGAAGUUGCGUUUCCUGCUCUAAAAUACAAAUCAUAGAAAGAGAAUACACAAAUUUGUGUUAAGUUUUAUACACUGCACUGAAAUUUCAUUCAUAUCCUCCUGGAGUGUAAUAAAGGACAAUAAACCUUUUUUGACUUUGACUCUGUAAUAGCCUUAAAUAAGAUGCUGCACUUCAGGCAUACUUUAAUUUGGGCUAAACUGUGUGAAGGUCUUGUCCAAACAUAACUUUAUGUCUGCAGCCAGCAUUUUUAUGCAAAAUAGUCACAAUUGUGCAAUCAAUUCAAAUGUUUUUAAACUACACUUUGCAAAAGUGGUAUAUCUGUAUAGGAUCUCUCGUAACAAAUGCAAUGUUCCAAUGCAUUUUCAUUGACUAAAUGUGUGAUUUAUAUAUCCAGCAGUCAACUGCAUUGAUAAAAUGUAACAGGAGCAGAACUUUCUUGCCAGUGAAUUUUUAAUUGGCGCAAUGACUGAAGUAACAGAAUGUGGGAAUUCAUAUGUACAUUCAACACUUUUCCAAUGUCACUUUUGUGCCUUCACUCGGCCUUUUCAUUGGGAGAUGUUCACAGAAAAUCCCCAUAAUGACUGAGAUGAGAACCACCAUUAACGGCUGGCCGGAGAUGACUUUCAUUCACACCAUCGCACACGCAUGCGCACAAGACACGAGGGUUUUAAAACAUUUGUGGUUUUGGCUGCACGUGCACCUGUCACUGUUUUUUAUACAGCUACACCCAACUGAGAUUCACCACAUUAAGUGUAAGUGUGAACUGCUGCUGUAAAAAUGCAUUUUAUUAAUUUACAUCAAUGUGCAGAAAUCAAAAGUAACAAGGCUCUUGCUGAGAAAAUGCAAAGAAAGCAAACUAUCAGCUGAAAUAGGUCCACUGGGUAUUCUCAGGUUUUCUUUUAUUCUACUGUGUGAAAAAAAUACAACUUAUUUUUCUUGAGGCAAAAAAAACCCAAACAAACAAAAAAUCUUCAUAUAUAUUAGUGUAGGAACUAUAGUCAAUGCAAGGCACCACGGGAGAAAGAGAAGACUCCAUGAAGAGAGGAACAUGUCUUAAAAAAAAAAAAAAAAAAAGUUAAAAUGUCAGUAAAAAGUGAGACGU
Betta splendens (Siamese fighting fish) is the source of this 2988-nucleotide messenger RNA. It is a transcript of the gene mrm3a, whose product is annotated as mitochondrial rRNA methyltransferase 3a. Gene Ontology annotation, molecular function: RNA binding; RNA methyltransferase activity. Gene Ontology annotation, biological process: RNA processing. The transcript has 4 exons. The record is from RefSeq and is a predicted model, not a curated record. Lineage: Eukaryota; Metazoa; Chordata; Actinopteri; Anabantiformes; Osphronemidae. The coding region runs from base 56 to 1387 and encodes 443 amino acids.